Molecule: messenger RNA, 4815 nt
Organism: Nothoprocta perdicaria
Lineage: Eukaryota; Metazoa; Chordata; Aves; Tinamiformes; Tinamidae
Product: Golgi integral membrane protein 4-like
Exons: 15
Coding region: 58-1821 (587 amino acids)
Cellular component (GO): Golgi membrane; Golgi apparatus
Source: RefSeq, a predicted model, not a curated record
AAUUGAUGUCUUCCUGAGGAGAAACCCCUGCUCUUAAAGCCUUGUAGGAGUUAGGGGAUGAUGCCCUUAUUGCUUAUUAGCACCAAUGUCCUGCCCCUGCCUCCUUCCAGCAACAGGCAGAAGGGGCUCCUGCAGACCGGCUUCUGUCUGAUGGCUCUGAUGUGUUUGGGCUCCGGGGUUUUCUUGUACGGCCACCUGGAGCAGAAGGUGCGGGACGCCGAAGCCCUGGCGCAGAAGUACAAGCAGCAGCAGGAAGCGCUGUCUGCCCAGCUCCAAGUUGUGUAUGAGCACAGAUCCAGGCUGGAGCGAUCCCUGCAGAAGGAGAGAGGGGAGCACAAGAAGACCAAGGAAGAUUUUUUAGUGUAUAAAUUAGAAGCUCAGGAAGCUCUCAACAAGGAGAAGCAAGAUUCAAUGAACAGAUACGGGGCCCUCAGUUCUCAGCACAAGAUCCUGAAGAACCAGCAUGAAGAUGUCAAGAAGCAGCUGCUUGACCUGCAGCUACAGCAUAACAGUUUGAAAUUAGAACAUCGUAAAGCAGUAGAGACCCACAACCAGAAAUAUGCCCAGCUGCAACAGGAGAAGGACAGCAAAGUCACAAACUUGCAGGAUACAAUCUUUAAACUCAAAGAAGAGAGCAAGCUUCUUCGGAAGGCCCAUCACGAAGUUCACUCUCAGCUUCUUAGCUCCCAGGCCCAGCUGGAGGAGUUCAGGCAGUUCAAGGAAGUGCUGCAGAAGAUGCCGAGCUUCAAAGAAGCAGGAGCUGGGAAGGGGCAGGAGCAGCUGAAGGAGCCGCCUCCGGUACCAGGCAGCAGCCCAUUGCAGCAUGGGCUGCAGAAGGCUUUCUCGGUCCAUCGGGAGAAUCUCCUCGCUAGGAACCAUCUGGGAGCUCAGGUCUCCAGGCCUUUGCUGCAGGGCCGGGACUUGCCCAGCAGCGCCAGCUCGAGGCCACAGCGUGACGAGCUCCUCACCCCGGUAGCCCCAGAGCGCAGCGCUGCACCCGCCUGGCCCCCGCGCCCCAGGGAGGCCCCUGUCAUCCGCUUCACCCGUACCGUGAACAGCUUUCCCAAUGGGAAUCCAGAUGUAAAGAUGAUGCUGCGUGUUCAGGGGAAAAGCAGUGAGGAAAGCCAGUCUCCCCAACUGGAACUGUCUGAUCUGAAACACCCAUCUGCAUCGGAAAAGACUCGGAUGCCAGACAGCCACCCCCUGACAGGGAGCAAACGGCUCCAAGUACAAAGUUGGCAAGACAUAGUGAACAAAGUGAAUGCCCAGUUGGAUGAGGAACAAGUAAAUGGUUACCAAAAGAGCCUUCAUUUUGACCCUGGGCCUGGGGAAGAGAUGAGGAAUGGCAGCCCCCAGCUGCCCAACUGGAAACGGRAUGCAGAGCUUCAAAAAACUGCUCAGGAAGAUGCAGGAAUGAUUGAGAGAGAGGAGAAUGUGCAUUCUCAGAAAGAGGCUGUAGACCAAGAACCAGUGAUGCCAGAAGAUGCUCCAGACCCUGCCCAAGAUCCAAAUAACCAAGGUGAAGAUGAGUUUGAAGAAGCUGAGCUGGAAAGACCACAUUUGAAGGAGAAGGAGGAAGGUUUGGAGAAAUUCAAGGAGCCCAGAAUGAAAGAAGAGUCUGAGGAGAAGCCACCAAAGGAUACUGGCAGACCUGUGAAGGGAAAGGAAGGCCCUAUGGAUGACUACCAAGAAGAUCAGGAACAAGAAAUUGAGGAUCAUGGAGGUGAGGUGGACAACAAUGAUGACCUGGAAUUUGUUCAAGAGCAGAAGGACCAUGCAGGCAUCCAGGGAGCUGAUGGCAAGAAGGACAACUACUACUGAGAGAUGCUCAAGAGAGGCGGAACAUGUUGGAGUGAGGGGACAACUUAGAGGGGAACUCCUCCAUGGAGCUGGCUCCAGGGUUAACGCUGUCCAGAACAGGCAAGCAGGAGGAGGUGGCUGAGGAGGUGGCUGAGCAGGUGGCGGGGGAUGUGCGUUGUGGCUACACGUGGCGGGACAUCCCUCUGUCUCCGGACAUGGUAGGAAAGCGUUCUCAGAGCAUAGGAAUGGCUUCAUCCUGCUGCUGCUGCCAGGAGCACUUCUUAAUUCAUUUUCUUCUCCCUCUUCUCCUCUUCCCCUCACAGCUGAGAAGAGUUUCUUAUUUUUGACUACAUGUGCAGGGAUUCAGUACUCUGAAAGCAGGGCUGCUGGAACUGGUCCCUGUACUUAACUGACUGGUCGCUAGUACUGAGGGAUCUGUCCUCAUAAAAUAUUUUGUUCAAUGUUCUUUUUCUUCUAAAGCAACCUUUGCUUCCAUUGGAGUAGGAUGGAGAGGAGAGCGGCCUGACUGAUGUCCAGAAUCACGUAAGGGUUAUAGCAACCAUGAGCACCAGUAAAAGACCGUGUGCCAGCAGGAGUGUGUGUGCACUUGUGACUGGAUCCUUUUCCAGGUUUGGAAACCUUUCCCAGUCAUUCUAUAGAUCUCUCCUUUCCUGGGCUUUACAUUUAUGACUGUCCUGCCAGAUCAGACUGAGGGCUCAGAGCCUCCCUGUCCAAGACCGUCUUGAUGCUGUUGUACCCUGGGCUCUAGUAGUUGUGAAUUGGCCUGAGCUGAGCUUUUCUGGGAUGGGCUGGAAGAUUCCCAAACAUCUGUGAGCUUGCAGCACCCUCUGCAGGUGCUCCAGCCCAUGAUGCUCAAGUUUCCCUCUGGGUUCAGGGGACACUAAUCCCAGAGGAAGAACAUCCUAGGAUGUGGACUAAGAGCCCAGCGCUGUGCUGGCCUCGGUGCUGGAAUCAAUGAAGAAUUUCAUGGCACAGCUGCCAGUGUGAUCAUCUAUUGUUUAGGUGGAUACUUCAAGCAGAUCAUGGACAAGUUUGGGAAGGGUCAGACCAAUCUACUGCCUAGCAAUAAAAGACUUAAACACAAGCAGCAGGAUGGCAGCAGGCACCUAUCUGUGAUGGGGUGAAUUUUACAAAAAAUCCACAUCUAAAGAGCGGCAGCAUCUCAGAAGAGCUGUCCCUCUUCUCCUCAAGAUCUGUGAGGUGUUUUUUUCUUCCUGGGAUUCUAAUGGAGCUUGAAAUGAAAAUGCCAUAGGAUUUUUCAGGUUGGUUGUUUCUGAGUUGUUGUUUAAUCCUCUUUGUCUUAUGAGCAUCAUCAAUCAUGCAAGCCAAACUCUGGGCAGGCUGGAGCAGAUGAUGCAGUUGCCUUCCUGCUCGCCUGGCUCAGAAGCAGCCAGAGCUCUCCUUUCCCACAUGCUGCCCCUUGUCAGAGCUGCGGCCUCCGGCCAGCAGGAUGAUAACGAUGGAUAUCGAGCCCAGCAGCAUUGUCCUAUUUGCACAUCCCAGGCAUGAUCUGCUGCUGUGCAGUGGGUCGCUGCUGUGCACACUGGACCAGCUGUGAAAUCUGUUUUGAAACCCUCCUGAGAACACGGUGCCUUACGGGUGACUCUUGAUGCUGGGAUGUGGCCGUGCCGGGCGUCAGGCUCUGCUAGCCAAGCAUCGUGUCCUUGUGGCGUCCACCUCGGGAGCGCAUGAAGGGGCACACUGUGAAACUAUUAAUAGGCGGAAGACAUCUGAUGUGACUUGAAAUAGGUAAUGAUGCAUUAGGGUUGCAUUGUGCAACUGUUCAGUCUCUGCUGCCUGCUAUAAAUGGCCCUGUCAGGGUAAGAUUAGCUGGAGGUGCAGUUCUCUGUCCAGAUGCAUCCUAAUCAAAAAUGCCUGCAGUUCCCAGCUGGCAGGGUAGGAUGUCUCUGUUUCACAGCUUUGUGUAGGACCAGGAACCAAUAUGGCCUGUGGCAGGAGUUUGGAUCUGUGUGACCAGGCUGCCCUGCUGAGACUCACAGCAGACUCGUCUGCCUGCUGGUUUUGCUCCCUCUCCUUUUCCAUGCUCAUCUUAGCCUGUGAGCAUGAGCUGGAAUAAGUAGGUUCAGACCUUGCUGCAAGUGAACCAAGUGCUGCAAAGAGGCCUCCAGCGGGGAUGAGGCUGCAUGAUGAUUCGGAGAGACUGGGAGCUGUCUAAAUUAGGCAAAUUCUCAGCUUUUGCAUGUCUGUGAUGAGUAAUCUUUGGAAAUAUAGCUUGGAGGCAACUAUAGCAACUCAACCCUGAACACAAAGCUCCCUGCAAGGAGAAAGCUUUAGUGACCAUAUGCUGCAUGCCACCCAGAGCCGGGAGUUGAGCAUUUCUGCUCCGUAGAUGUUCUGCCUUGGCUCUCUCCAAGGCUAAAACUAGCACAGUGCUGCACAGAUCAUGGGUGGUCAGGAUCAAUUGACUGGAUUACAGCAAGUUGUCCCCGUUUCAACGCUAGUUCAAUGUUUCCUCUAGCAGGGGAUGGAAUAGGAAGCAAUAUAUACAGUAGAGGAGAACCAGAAAAGCAGCAAACCUGUGUUGUUGGCCUGAGGGCCUCUAAAGCACAGUGGGCUGUUGCUGAUUUUGUUACACUAGCUGUGGGCUGGCUGCUUCAAGUGGAUGAUGGAGAGUUGGCCAAGGAGCUGAUGGAGAGUUGGCCAAGGAGCUAACAGAUGGAGCAGCACUGCAGGGAAGCCCAGGCUGAGUUUUGCAGCAGACUUGGGCAUCUGAGGGAACAGUUGGGUUACCAAGAAAACAAACAAUGAGACAAAGUCCUCAAGAAGUUGGUGCUGGCAGGUUGACCAGGCCAGAGCAUGGGGUUCUGCUUGUGUCUCACACUGAGGCCUUGUCUUCUGCCUGGAGACACAAUGCGAGGCCAAAGGAUGCAACAGAAACACGCUCUUUUUCUUUAGGACCCAAUAACAUGCAGAUUAGAUCUCUGUAAACAACUACAUUUCCAGAGUUCACACGAUGUAAAGCGUUGUGGUUUC